Meloidogyne enterolobii is the source of this 522-nucleotide messenger RNA. The record is from the annotation of a GenBank genome assembly. NCBI's taxonomy places the organism in Eukaryota, Metazoa, Nematoda, Chromadorea, Rhabditida, Meloidogynidae.
AUGGAAAUUGCAAUUAAACAAUUAAAUAAAAUUGAAAAGUUGGAAAAUGAAAAUGAAAUUAAAAGAGAAUUGAAUAAAUGGAUAAAGGGAAAAGAUUUUGUAGAAAUGUAUCAACAUUAUUUACUUGUUAUUUGUGCCUAUUCUCCAGACAGUUUGGGAGGUCCUUCACUUUGUGAUUUAAUUGAAUGUCAUUUAACAUUUCUUUUGAUAAAAAAAUUUGAAACAUUAAAAUUUAUUGAAUAUUUUCAUAUAAACCCAAAAGCUUUAUUUAAAAGAGGAAAUUGUCCAAAAGCAACAGGAAUUAAAGAAGAGGAUUGGAAAUGUACUGGUUGGAUUAUUGGAUUUAAAAUUUUAAAAGAAGAAGAAACUAAGGAAAAUAUAGAAGAAUUAAAAAAUAAAAUUAAAUCAUUAAAAGAAAAUGAUUUUAAAAAAUAUAUUGACAAAAAUGGAGAAGAGGGAAAAAUCAAAAUUGGAGCUUCUUAUUUAAAUGAGAAGAAAUUUAAAGAAUUUAUCGCUGCAUAA